Molecule: messenger RNA, 3162 nt
Organism: Mauremys reevesii (Reeves's turtle)
Lineage: Eukaryota; Metazoa; Chordata; Testudines; Geoemydidae
Product: rho GTPase-activating protein 24-like
Exons: 14
Coding region: 197-2494 (765 amino acids)
Biological process (GO): signal transduction
Source: RefSeq, a predicted model, not a curated record
GUCGGGGGAGCACCUGGGACCAGCAGAUGUUUUCCCUGCUUCUUUGGGGGGCUACAGAUUAGAGGGGGUGACAGGGUCGGAUUGGGGGCACCCAAACCUGGAGGGGUCUGGGAGGAAAGGAAUGGCUGUUGUGGGGUGUCCCUUGGGCCCAUGCUGGGGCCGCGUGAUGUGACGCCUCGGCCGUGACCCCGGAGCCAUGCCGAGCCUGGAGAGAAGGGAGCUGGCAGAGGCUGUUUUCCGCCACCUGCGGCGCGCUGGCGUGAGGCUCAAGCACUGGAAACCCCCCCUGAGCGACUCGCCUCGCCAGGAGAAAUCGCCCCUGGCGGCGCCCGCCGGCCCGUUCGGGACCCCGCUGCAGGCGCUGCCCCUGUCGGAGAGCGUGGAGGGAGUCCCGCGGUUCCUGGUGCAGAUCUGCGAGGCCCUGCGGCGGCAUCUGCACACGGAGGGGCUGUUCCGGAAAUCCGGCUCCGUGACCCGCAUCAAGGCCUUAAAGGCCCAGCUGGAGGCCGGGGAGAGGUGCCUGGACUCGGCUGCCCCCUGCGACCUGGCCGCGCUGCUCAAGCAAUUCCUGCGGCACUUGCCCGAGCCCCUGAUCCCGGCCGAGCUGCAGGACCCCUUGUGCCGCGCCCAGCAGCACCCAGCCGAGGGCGAGCGCGGCCCCCUCACCCUGCUGCUGAGCUGCCUGCUGCCCUGCCACAGCGCCCGCACCCUCCGCUACUUCUGCACCUUCCUGCGCGAUGUGGCGGCCAGGUGCCAGGAGAACAAGAUGGACGAGGCCAACCUGGCCGUGAUCUUCGCCCCCAAUCUCUUCCCCAGCUGUGCACUGAGUGACGUGCCGGGCGCCGAGCGGCGGCUGCUGCUCCAGGCGGGUGCUGUGCAGGCCCUGAUCAGCCACGCGCCCCACAUCGGCAGAGUCCCCCAGUUCCUCCUGGACAAACUCCCAGCUCCUGCCCCUGAGCCAGACAGCGGCCGCCAGAGCCCGGCAGGGCCGGGGGAUGCCGGAGACGGGCUGGCGGAGCGGAGCCAGAGACUUCGCCGGAGGAGCGUUGGUGACAUUGUGAACGGGGCCCUGACCAAGCUGCGAGUGGGGCGUGGCGCUGUGGGGCCGGGAGUGGACUGCCCGAGCGGCUCCAGCCUGGGGCCCCAGACGACCCCCUGCAGCGCCAAGCGCAAGGCCUUGGAGGAGCUGGCCCGGGAGGCGCAGCUGGGCACCAAGAAGUGGAGACCCGCCGUGGGGCCGGCUGGCUCGGAUCUGUCCACGGACGAGGCCGGGGACCCCUUGGACCAGCCCCCGGAUGAUGCUCCUGCCAACCUCCCCGAUGUCUUCACUGACAGCCCCCCAGAGCUGCCCCCCACCGCAGGGACUCUGCCCCCCAGUGUCAGCCUGCACCGAAGGAAAAGCAGCUGCAAGAGGCGUCCUCAGAGGAAGCUCCCCGCCCGAUCCCCCCGCGGCUCCCCAGCCCCAUUCGAGCAGCAGGACAUGGGGCGCAAAUCCUUGCGCAUCUUCACCCGUAGCGGGAAGGAGCUGCCUCCCCCGGACCUCGCCAAGCGGGACGCCAAGGCCCCCGAACCCAGCGGCUGGCACCUGCUGAAGAGGGUGGUGGCAGACGGCCUGGAGGGGCACCGAGCCCCACAGAACUGGGUCCUGCUGCCUUUGUCCAGGCCCACGGAGCCGGAUGAUGGGACACGUGCUGUCGAAGACCCCGCUGCCGGGCAGAGCAAGCGAGACCCCGUGCCCUCUGCGGGAUCCGCGGAGGCCGGCAAGAAGCCGUGCACCGCGGAGCUGGACCUGGAGGCCUGGUUCGGAAGCCGCACUGGGGUCCCCUGCAGGCAGCAGCGGGCCCUGCGCAGAUCCCUGAGCUGGCCGGAGGGCCUGUCGGGGGCAGAGGGCAGCAUCAACGACCCCCCAGGAGCAGCCGGGGCAGGGAGCUCCCCAUCCCGCCCUGGAGGAGGUGAGACAGAGCCGCUGGAUGACGCGGGGAGCCGACCUGGCCUGGAGCCGCUGGGCACCCCCAUUCUGUGUGUCACACCGGCCCCUGGCGGUGCUGUGCCCGGCUGCCUGGGGGCUGGGGGGGGUGGCCCGGAGGAGGAGCCGGCUCCUGGCUCUCUUGCCCAGCGUCUGCCCGGCCCCGCCGGUGCCCCCAAGCGCCACGUGAAGCGACUGACCCUGGCCUUCCCGCGCUCCCCCGCCCAGCCCGCCGGAGCCGGCACCCCCAAGCGGGCAGCCCGGGGCCGGCGCUUCGGGCGCUCGCUCAGCCAUGAGAGCGCCCUGCCCCUGCCCGGCGGGGCCCAGGCCUCGGGCCGGGGCGACCCUGCCCUGCAGCCCCCCAAGAGUCCACUGAGCUACUUCCGGGCCUGUGGGCGGCAGAUCUUGGUCAGCCACAAGCACCUGACCCUGGCCUUCGCGGGGCUGCGGGGCCGGAGGGAGCCGGGCGGGGCUGUGCCCACCGCCAGCCCCUCCUGCGACCCCCAGAUCUCCCCUGCUGGCUACUAAACUCACCGCCAGCCGGGACUCCCUGGAUCUGUGAGGGGGGGCACAGUCUGUCUGCUUGGGCUGGUGCCCCCCCUUCCGGGGAGCAAACUGGGGCCGGAAGUUUGGAAUCCCCUGGGCUGCGGCUGAGCGCUCCCCUCGCUCUCCGGGUGACCCAAACCGGGUGGGGCUGACGGCCGGGCACCGCGGCUGCCUCCCCUUAGCAGCCGUGUCCUCGCCUGGUCCUGGCAGGCAGAAUUCUCUUUGUGCACUUCGUCCCCCGGCCGGCACUUCCCAAGCCGCUCUGCGCCCUCGCCCGCUGGCCUCUGGGAACUGGCUCGUCCUGGGUUCAAAUUCCCGGCGGAGAAAUCGGCCUCGGGUUUUUUUACCCUGUAAUCUCCUGGUACCAGCUCCUCACGCCUGGGUUUCUGCUGCCGGCUCUUUCAUGCCUUGGGCUGCAGUUCCUGCGUUUCGCUGUGGGGUGGAGGGGGGGUGAGAGCACACUGCUUGUUUCUGGAGACCUGAUACGUAUACAAAGUGUAGGGACUGUGGUGUCUUUUCCCGAGCUGGGGGCGUGCGGGGUCUCCCCUCUAGUCACACUCAGUACUUCCGAAAGCCAGAAGGCCCAUGGGGUCGAUGUUUCUUUCCUUUCAAAUGUUUAAAUUUCUUCCAGAAUAAAAGUUUUAAAAAAC